AUGCACUCGGUUAUGCUCAGAGCCAACGCUCUGCUAACGUUUUCCGUCACCAUUCUUGCUCUAAUGUGCGCCAUGGCCUCUCUCUCUGACAACUUUAAUUCACCAUCUCCCACCGCCCAAGUCCAAGUGUUGAAUAUCUAUAGGUUUCAAAAGAAGCGCAACGGUGAUGAUGAGGUCAGUUUGACAUUUAAUAUGUCAGCGAACUUACAAUCUUUGUUUACGUGGAAUACAAAGCAGGUUUUUGUAUUUUUAGCAGCUGAAUAUGAAACUCCAAAGAAUGCACUGAAUCAGAUUUCCUUGUGGGAUAGCAUUCUACCUUCCAAAGAAGAUGCAAAAUUUUGGAUUCAGACAACAAACAAAUAUAGCUUUGUCGACCAAGGAAGCAAUCUGCAGAACAAAGACUUCAACUUGACAUUGCAUUGGCAUGUGAUGCCAAAGACUGGCAAGAUGUUUGCUGACAAAAUUGCCAUGACCGGCUUCCGCUUACCCGAGACAUAUAGAUGA
Molecule: messenger RNA, 504 nt
Organism: Fraxinus pennsylvanica
Lineage: Eukaryota; Viridiplantae; Streptophyta; Magnoliopsida; Lamiales; Oleaceae
Source: the annotation of a GenBank genome assembly